CCCUCGGCUCUCCGUGCCGCCACGUGCCGCCAUGAACGUGCCCUUUCUUCCGCUCUUACUCUCCAAGAGUGCGCGAAGGCGCCUAAUGGAUGAGAUGCAGCAGCACAUACUUCGACAAUGCACCAAGGAUCCAGCUAUGCCGACGGCUUUGCAAAACCUCAUCACCUCCCUUGUCCGAAUCUUCUGGGCAGACAUGGUUGUGGAACUGGAGUUGGAUGCUUCGUCCAAUCGUUGUCGUGAGGACGACGAGGAGGAGUCCGCUUCAGGCACACUUCAGGGUCCUCAGGGUCCACUUGGCAGAGCUCUCUCACCAUGGUUAGCUCCACCUGCGCUUUCUCGCGAUAGUCGGGCAGAAGAAUUGGCAGCUGCGCCAGAUAUUGCUACUGGUAUGCUCCAGGUUCUUGUAGUUGAAGCCCGUGACCUGAAACCGGUCCAUGGCAUUGGAACAAAUCCGUAUGUGCGCGGGCGCUUGGGCGAACAUGUUCGGCGCAGUCCAACCGUCUGGAGCAACCUCCGCCCAGCUUGGAACUGUCUGAUGGAAUUUCCGGUUGUCUCAACAAGAGGCAACAUUGAGCUCGAGGUGAUGAGCAGAGCACCACUUUUUGGUAGCGAUACACGGCUGGGCUAUGUAUCGUUGCCGCUAGAGGAUCUUAUUUCGCCAGCUGGUUCACCGGCAGUGUUAACGACUGGCCCAGGCAAUUCACAGCUUGCAUAUCGCUGCGAGCCGUUGCUUGGAGCAAAGGGUGAGUUAGUGCUGAUCAUAGACUACAGGAAGCUGCAGGCAGUGCGCCGACGACUUUCCUGUGGUGCCUUUGGAAAUGCACUUGCUCGAAGAGCAGCGCAGUUCAGGGCAUUCUUUUUAUACCACUACUGGCCGUGUGACAAGUCCAUCUUCCAGAUGUACAUGCACGAGCCUGUUGAUAUUUGCUUGCUGCUACUUUCUCUUAGCCCCUUUCUUUUCCUACGAGUGCUUUUCUACACGGUUUUAUUGUUGUGUCUUUGUUUCCCUUGGCCACCUGAUGAGCACCAAAUUGUACAGUUCAUCCUUGCUUUCAAGGGAACAGCAAGCAUUUCAGAUGGUGCUGGGCAAGUGGUCUACGGAAUUCUGAUCUACUACCUCUGUGCCAGAAGUGGCACAUGCUCCACAGGAGGCGCUCCUGGAACUGGUGUCAGUAGCGCCUACGUGAUCCUGGACCUCUACCAGGAGGUGCUGGUUUGGGCAGUUUGCUUUCUUUUGCUGCCCCACAGCUUGCCAUACCUGAAUCGCAGCACAGCGGCACCAGGUCCUGCGCAAGAGACCCAGAGUGAGGACAUACAUCGGGGUGGCCGCAUGAACGCAUUGCUGCAGUACAACCUCUUGGUUUUUGCCUUCAGUCUCAGCAUUUUCCUUCUACUGUCCUUGAGAGACGCAGUGGCGCUUUCUUGGAAUAACGGUUCAGAAGAAGAGAUUUGGCACUGGCGGGUUGCAGAAAACUUUUUUUGGGCACGGACCAUUUUCGGUCUUGGCAUGUUUCCUUUCUUCUUUUUGCUGCACCCACAAAUCAACAAGUUGUUGACGCACAGUACGCCAACAGGAUACACAAGACUGGGGACCUUGAAACGGCACAAGCCAAUCCUGAGACCCAAACGACCGAGCGGAUCUGAACUGGCACCUGUGUCAUCUCUUGAGAAAAUUCGAGAGGCAGGGAAGGACCACCUCAAUGAAACGCUGCCUCCUCUGCAAGAGCUGCAUGAACUGUCGCCUGUUUCGGAAGGCGAGAAAGACACAGAGCCUUCAGAGUACACGCUGAAGGGAAACGGAGUGAUCAGGGCGAUGGACUCCGCCGAUCCAGUGGAGGACCUUCGCGCUGUGAUUCGACGACUACCUGGUGGACGGGUGGCACUGUUCGCUGGCGGCCUGUGGCUGCGAGCAACUGGAAAGGCGGUAAAUGCAGCUGUGACAGUUGUAUCUCUGGAAAUUCGCGUGGCCAGUGCGGGUGUUUCUUUGGGCUUAAGAGCCGCUGAUGCAGGCCGCUCAGCAGCUCUGGGGGUUGCCAGACGAGUUGUGCCCGGAAGUGACACUGCAGUGGUACGAUUCAUGCUUGGUCGCGCCGAAGCAGCCCGGUCGGCCACUGUGAUCCUGGUCGGACAUUGCGACCGGCUGCUGCAGGGACCCGUGUCCCUCACCACCCGGAUGGUGAGAGUGAUACCUUUUGGCCCUACAGCCCUGUCUGUGCUAGGCACAAUGGGAAGUCUCAGUUCUGGCUUGGUUCGUGCAUGCUUCCGAAUGGCUGCAGCAGUGGAAUCGCCUGAGGAGGUGGUUGGCUCGCAUGCAUCAGGCGAGGGCGUGCCCCUUGUGCAGGUUUGGUCCUUAGCACACAGCUGUUAA
This is a messenger RNA of Cladocopium goreaui, 2368 nucleotides long. The record is from the annotation of a GenBank genome assembly. Lineage: Eukaryota; Dinophyceae; Suessiales; Symbiodiniaceae.